Messenger RNA from Hydractinia symbiolongicarpus, 5786 nucleotides. RefSeq lists its product as uncharacterized. NCBI's taxonomy places the organism in Eukaryota, Metazoa, Cnidaria, Hydrozoa, Anthoathecata, Hydractiniidae. The record is from RefSeq and is a predicted model, not a curated record. The coding region runs from base 3795 to 4238 and encodes 147 amino acids. The transcript has 2 exons.
UGCUGGUAGCUUAAAGGCGAAAACCCGUGGUGUUGAGAUCGGUGAAAUACUCGAUUAUGCUGGAUGGUCGAGGGAAAUACUUUUGCUAAUUAUUAAAAACAAGGAACUCAUUAAAAACAAUAAUUUGCUCGAAUUCUUGAGUUAAGAAAUAGUUGCGUUUUCUCAAAGUUCUGUUACCGAAGUUAUUAGAUUUACACCGCUGUUGUUAGCGAGCAUAGGCCGAUAGUUGUUAUUGUCUUCAAUCCAGAGAACAUAAACUGCUACUAUAGCCUUGUAAAUUGUGAAAUAUUCUGAAUAUAAAUAAAGGAUUCACAAUAACAAGAAAAUGACUUGUAUUUCUAUUUAUAUUUUAUUAACAUAUUCCACUACAACUUUACUCACUGGCGGUCAAUUGUAAAAUCUCACUUCACUCUCAGGAGUCUGGGAAUAAUUUAUGAAAUAAAAUUUUCCCAACAAACGGGACUUAGCUUAAGUUGAAGUUUGUGGAUAAUUUUAUGAGUUAAUUCUUUCCAAGAUAAUUGUAAACUAACUAUUGCCCGCAUAACUUAGCCAACAAGUUUAAGUCGCCUGAUAAUUCUAUCAAUCACAAAGCAAAAAAGCUUGUCUCUUACAAAUUCAAGAAAUGGUACACAGAUCGUGUUAGGGGCUAGUUAAAGAGAGCUGAGAGUUAGUUAGAGAGGUGUAGCUCCUGGUGAUGUGAAAGUAUCGAGGAAAUUGUGUCCGAUUUGAAACCGUCCCAGGCGCGGUGGAUUGCUGAAAUGUUUGAAAACCUCAAGCUGCAGGAUUACUGAGACUGUUAAAUCUGCAAACAAAGUCUUCUCGAGAAUUGAAAACCCAUUCUAUCAGAAAGGAGUAGAUAAUAAUCAGAAAUGAUUGGCAUGUAUAUUGUUUAUUAUUACAGAAUGUACCAGUAAACUAAAAAUACUUAAUGCAUUCUCUUUAUGUGCCAAUAGUCUCUCUGAAUAGCGGACAACUAUGGUGCAAAAUUUCUGUCUGCCGCGAAAAAGAUUUGUCCGUUAAUUAGAGGUGUCCGUUAAUUAGAGAGAUUACUGUACUUAUCAUCAAGAAUUAAGCAAUAAUGGGGUAAAUAGGAAGCCCUAAGGUGUCUUUAAAGUAAAAAUAGAAAAUAAUGUCCAGAAAAAUUCGUCGGUAAAAAAUAUCGUCGAUGAAAAAAAUCUUCUGUUACAAUAAUUUGUCACCAAGGCAAAAAUUCGUCACUUUUCACCGACAGAUUUUUCACUAAUAAGGUAGUUUACAAAAAGCAAUAACGAACGCCUCUUUUGUUCUAUUUAUUGUGAUUGCGAUGCGUGAAUGAGCACAUGCCAUAUUAGGAACGUGUUGAGUCAAUGGCUUGUUUUUCAGGUGUUGGAUAGACAUACUUAAAAUCCAUUACAGUGCUUAAGUUUGUCGAUUUUAUCAAUGUUUAUACAAUUAAAUAUUUUUAUUUGGACAUGUGAGAAACCAAGAGCACUAUUAAUUAAAAAGAUUUUUCAUGUUUGGAGGGAUUUACCAAUUCUUGGCAGAUUUCCAGUGAGUUUAGAGCUAAAAAUAAUUCUCCCAGGAAAUAAGUAAAAUGUCAAAACUAACUUCUGUAUUACACAAUAUGCCGGAUGCAUCCCUACAGAAAAAAACAAACAUAUAUGUACCCCAUUGUUCAAAAUGGUUUUGCUCAAUUAGUCAAUUAAUAACAUAAUAAAUGAAAGACAAACAAAAAUUUUAUCACUUAAACCGUACUUGUCAUUAUGAUUUGUACCAACAUAAUUUAAUUUAAACAUUUCGGUGCUGUACAAUUUCUUUAAACUGGAUAAAAAAUUGGCCUUAAACAGGUGUUAAUAAUUCCCUAUCUGACUUAUUUUAACCACGAAAAUUGGUUUAAAUUAACAAACAAUAACAAAUUUAAUGUAACAUAGAUAAGUUUUUGCACUCGUAUCUUUGUCAAAUAUACUACCCACAUAAACACAUGUCAAAUGUGAUGCUCAUGUUAAAUAUUACCGUAAUUUUAGAAAAUUGAUGCAAUGCAGUUAAAAAGAAUCCGUGACCUAAAAGGGACAUUUAAUUUUCAUUUUAAAAUAAAAACAAAUUUCAAUUUUUCUAUCAAUUUUUCUUUUUUAAUUCAAUACAAAAAGAAAAUUUAAACUCAAUUUUCGUUUUUCGUUUUCAAAUCAAAAAACAAAAAAGGAACUUCAUAUUUUAGCAAAAAAGUACGCUCUCCUUCGCAGAUGUUUUUCUUCUACGAACCCAAGGAUUACUUUGGGUCAUUUGGUGCUAAAAAUCCCAAAAUGUAAUAUCAAUUUCUAAAUUUCUGAUUUUUAAGAGAAUUUUAAAUUUGAAAAUUAAAUCAAAUUUCGUUUAAAUCAAAAAUUGAAUUUUAAGUUCAAUUUUUGAUUUUUAAUUUGAAUCAAAAAUUGAAAUUUAAGUUCAAUUGUUAAUUUUGGUUUAAAUAGAAAAUUGAAAAUUUUUAACUCGUAAAUGCCUAAAAGAGUAACAAAUCAUGUGACAAGUCAUGUGAUAAUUCUGGCCUAUCAGAUCAAUUGACGUGAAGUGUAAAGAGUUGUAUAACAUUGGUAGGAUUCAGUUAAAUGUUGUUUGUCUUACCACAGAAACAGACAUGAAUAAAAUUUUUACUGAAGAAAUUCUUUCUUUUUUUUCUCAAAAAAAAAACUUAUGAAGAGAUAAGCAAUAUCUUGCAGUCGCGAUAUCCAGGAGAAAGAGGUUAUUUCGUAAAGUCAAUAAAACGGUAUUGUAAAGAAAAUGGAUUGUCGCCAAGGGUUUCACAAGACCAUUUAGAACAGAUUGUAGCAACGGCAGUUCAAGAAGUAUGUAUAAGACAUUAUUACAUUUACUUCAGUUAUUUUUUAAUAAUUCGGCAUUUCGUUAGAAAAAUAUGUUUUUCUAAGAUUUUUACAUUUCUCUACAUGACACAUUUAUAUUGCAGAUUUUCUUAUCGAUUUACCUCCUCGUCUUCUAAGAUAUGAGUAAAGUAGAGAAAACAGCUGUAAAUUUUGUUGCGUGCUUUCUUGAGGAAAAUAUUUUUUAAAGAAAGCGCCACAAAUUUGUUUCCUGAACUGGCUUGUGUUACUGGAGUAUAUUAAAAAUACCAGAAACAAAAGUUAAAACUUUUUUUCUUAAUUAAUACUUUUUUCUCUUGCUGAAAUAUUUUUUCUUGAAAAAAAUUUUCAUUUCUUUGAAUAAAACAUCGUCUUUAUAAAUGAACUCUGUUAUUCACUAUUUUAUGACAUUGACCAAAUUUAUUUAUUUAAGGUUGGUCCAACGUAUGGGAGGAAAAUGAUGACAGGGUAUAUUGCUAAUAGAGACAAUAUACGUGUUAGCCAUAAUAGAGUUGGACGAGCUUUAGCAAAAGCUGCACCCCAAAACCACCAGAGAAGACGCACUGACACCGCACUAAUGGUUAACCCAAUACCUUUCCGGGCCGAUUACUUUGGUCAUAAAAUUCACUAUGAUCAAAAUGAAAAGCUUGUUAAGUAUGGGGCUACACAUGUCAUUGCCAUUGAUGGUCAUUCUCGCUUCAUUGUCGGCUACUCCACCAUGCCAAUAAAAAACAACGCUCUUAUUUACGAUGAAAUAUACAGGUUAAUUAAAUUCUCGUUGCUUUCACUGAAAGACAUAUAGUUUGAAACAUAUAGUUUGAAAGACAUAAAUUUUGUAAAGGAAAAAAGCAUAAAAAGGUUUUGUUGUUCAAAAAACAUUUUCUCACCACUGAGGGAUAUUUUGUUUAAAAACAAAAUUUUAUAAAUUCGCGGGUAAAUUAUCCGGUAAAAAAAAUACUGGUAGAAAUGGACAACAGCAAUACUAUCAAUAUGGAAGAUGAAGUUCAAAAAUUUUGUGUGUCAUCCAUUGUAUGUCUGGUGACUGGUUUUGGUGUCAAUCGAGUUGUUUCAGCGUGGAAUGAACACUCAAUACCAGGUAGAGGUGUUCCGUCAGUAAUAAAAGAAAAUACUAACAGAUUGACACCGUUAUCCGUUGAAGAAUUGCCCCCAAAACACGAAGCUGUUCAGCUGUAUGAACAAGUGUACCGCGGUACAUUGUCGAAAGAGCACACCUUCGGCCAGGAUCCGCUUGCAGGAAGACAGCAAAAAUUGGAAGAAAGAGAUCAGAGCUUUUUCCAACAUUUUUCUGUUGAAGAAAUAUUUUCCGAAUGUGUUAACGAACGACCACAAAUGUUGAGAGAAGCUAUCCUUUUUUACAUAAAUAAAACUGUAACCUUAGCCCAAUUGUAACCAUACUCAUGACGUUGUAUGUAAUAACUAACAAAUAUUAAAACUAACGAAAAUGAACGGAAAUAUUUUUUUUAAGAUAACAGUCUGGCUAUUUACAACAUAGAAAACCCAAAUAGAAGAACAGAGAAAAAACGUUUUUUCUUCUUCUCAUUCAUUUCAAACAUCUUGAAUGCGACAAGACAGGAAGAAGGAAGUUUCUUAUGAAAGAAACAUGACUUGCACGAAAUUACUGCAGUAAGAAGGAAAAUAACCAUCUUUUAGAUAAAUAAUGCCUAAUAUGAAAAAAAAGAUUUAAUUUAAUCUAGAUUUUGCUAACUUUUGGGUAAAUUAGUUUUAAACAUAUUUGAAACGCAUAUCUGCUUAUUCGUGAUAUUACAGUUAAGUAUCCGCAAUCGGCUGAAUUUAUAAAAAAAGACAGACAAGCGGAAUCGUUUGAUCUUAUGGCUAAAAAAUAAUGAAUGAAGCCAUGGCAUGCCAUAACUACAGAGCUCUUAAUUUUUUCAUUUAUUGCAAAAUUUUGCCCGGAAAACACAGAUAGUCGCCAUGGAGAGCAUCACAUUUUUUAAAAAUGGUGAAGAAAAUUUAACAUUCACAAUUCGAAAAUGCCAGGCUAAUGCUUCUAGGCUAGCCAUUGUUUUUAAGGUACGCAAUUUUUUUUACCUAAUUUGUAUUUUUAAACUCAAGAAUUUCUUGAUUUUUAAUCCUUAUUGACAAAAUAUUUUUAAAUUUGAUGAAAUCACUCAGCUCUGAUAUGUUACGUUUUUAUUCGUAGUUAAUCCCAGAAUCCGUUUACAUAAGUAAAGAAUUUGGGGCUAUAGACUUCCAGAACGAAGAUGGCACGUUUUCCGCCGUAGAGCGAGCUAUGGAGCACGAUCGAUUCGAGGUUUUCGGUGACAAUGCAGUAUCAGCCCCUGCGCUAUCGCCUGUGCCAUUUGGGGCGUUCCGGCGAAUAUCUUCAAGGUGCGGACUAUUUGAAUUUACUGAAAACUAGCUAAGGAGGUCUUACUUAUUAGCUUUUUGCUUAUCUUUGCAUAAUAUUUAGGGUUGUUUUGAUGAAGUAUUAGUGAUAAGUACAUUUUGUCAAUUUAGUCCUUCUCAACCACUACCACAUUCGUCGUCGCCACUACCGUCAUCUUCUUUUUCGUCUCCGUUGCCAACGCCGAGAAAACGAAAAUCAGAUGGAUGUAUCAUAAAAGUCUAACUGGCAAACAUGAUAGGGAAAAAAGUUGGUAAGCAUUACUUUUAUUUCUUUUGUGGAAUUUUUCUUUUUAAUUUAUAUUAUUUAUUUAUUUACUUUCACAUUUCUUAUAACAAAAGUGCGUAGUUUAAAAAUCAUACACAAAUUAUUCUUAAUAAAUGAUUCUUCUUUAUGUUUUGUUUAAAAAAAAAUUUAAAAUUUAGGUGAAAUUUCAAGAAUGCAAAACUUUACACUGUCGCCAACCAAUGCAAAUGUCCCAGCGAUCAUUAGCUUUGCAGAAGAGGGAUUCGGUGUACAACCAUUAAUACUUGUACACGCAAAUGGUCUUCAAAUGGAAGACACUGCUGCUA